Drosophila gunungcola (fruit fly) is the source of this 678-nucleotide messenger RNA. Its product is annotated as U3 small nucleolar ribonucleoprotein protein IMP3. Gene Ontology annotation, molecular function: rRNA binding; snoRNA binding; structural constituent of ribosome. The transcript has 3 exons. The coding region runs from base 81 to 626 and encodes 181 amino acids. Gene Ontology annotation, cellular component: small ribosomal subunit; Mpp10 complex; small-subunit processome. Gene Ontology annotation, biological process: rRNA processing. NCBI's taxonomy places the organism in Eukaryota, Metazoa, Arthropoda, Insecta, Diptera, Drosophilidae. The record is from RefSeq and is a predicted model, not a curated record.
ACAUUUCCCUGCUUUGGUCACACUUUGCCGCCCAUGUGCAAGAUAGUCAACAAAAAUCUGUUAGAAAAAAUAAAUAUAAAAUGGUCCGUAAACUCAAAUUCCAUGAGCAGAAACUGCUCAAAAAGGUGGAUUUUAUCACCUGGAAGGUGGACAACAGCGGCAAGGAGAACAAGGUCCUAAGACGCUUUCACAUACAAAAAAGGGAGGAUUACACCAAGUACAACAAAUUGGCCAGGGAAAUACGGGAACUGGCCGAGAAGAUAGCCAAGUUAGAUGCCUCAGAUCCCUUUAAGGUGGAGGCCACAACCAUGUUGCUAAAUAAGAUUCACGCCAUGGGAGUUUCCAACGAUCAGCUUACUUUGGAGACGGCGGCCAAGAUAUCCGCCAGCCACUUCUGCCGGCGUCGUCUGCCCGUGAUCAUGGUUAAAUUGCGAAUGUCGGAGCACCUGAAAGCCGCCACCGACCUCAUAGAACAUGGUCAUGUUCGCGUUGGUCCGGAAAUGGUCAAGGAUCCCGCUUUCCUGGUCUCCAGAAACCUUGAGGAUUUCGUUACCUGGGUAGAUGGCUCCAAGAUCAAGGAGCAUGUUCUCCGCUACAAUGAUUUGCGUGACGAUUUCCAAAUGUAGUCUCUUCUUUUAAGACCCUCAACUAAAUGUAGAAUAAGUAAGCCUUCAAUAA